AAUUAAACUAUAAUUUGUGUAUUUUUACGAAAAUACCAAAUCCCGCUUGGCUAAACAAUAAUUAACAAUUGUCGAAUUGUAUGUAAACAAAAUUCAAUGAUUCAAAUUGUUUACUUACGACGCUAAAAUAUAAACGGUUGUAGGUCAAUUGUGUUUCGGUUGUGAAAGUUUUCCCCGUAAUACAAAAAGUUCGAUAAACCAGGGAAAGUGCAAAAAAAAAAACAAUUUACUGCUUACAAUUGCAAGAAAAAAACAAGCAAAAGUUGAGAAAUAAUUAUAAAUUACAAUGUCCAACAAUUCCGCCAAGCAGCAAGAACUUAAGCAUAUUGGUGCUAUAGUUCGGGCAUUGGUAACAUCACGUAAGCCGCCAUGUUAUUUACGCGAUAUUUUAAGGGAAUAUCCCGAAGUGGAAAGUAAAACUUUACCCUUUAAAAGUAUGGGCUAUAAAACGGCUCAAGAACUGCUCGAAGAUACUGGAGAAUUUAUUUUUAAUAGUUAUGGCAGUGGAGAUGUUGUCAUAACCGCCAAGUAUAGCAAAAAUUCGGCACAUAUUUCGUCUAUGGUUAGAGGUCAAAAGACGAGUAGAAGUACCCGCAUUGCCCCGGUAAAAGCUAUGAAACAACCUUCUCGUAUGCCUUCACGUUCAAAUGGUUUUGGUGAUCGCAAUAACAAUAGUUACAGCAAUAAUCGUAGCUCUACUGGUGCAACUGGUGGCGGUCAUCUAACUCAAGCCAGAAGUUUUAAUAAUCAACCUUCAAAUCAUACAGCAUCGUUGCAAAGACAAAAAUCCAUGGGCAGCAGCAGCAGUGGCGUUAAUAGUAGCCAGGCUAAAGAUUUGCGUGAAAUGUUGAAUUCCAAGAAAAAUCUCAAAACCAAUUUGCCACAAUCCAAUAUACAACAAAAGUUAACAACGGCACAACAAUCACCAUUAGCUAGUAAAGUUAUACAACCGCAACAAGGCAAAGACCCACAACGUUCCUCUAAUGAUCAACAGCAAAAACAUUUAGCAGGCGGUGGUCCACGAGCAAUACUAGGUGCCAAACAACAAACCAGAGAGUCUCAAAAUAAUACUGAUCACAAGAAAUCGGAAGUGAAAACACAAACACAACAAAAACACUCUACAACAGCGGCACAACACAAAGUUGAAAAAUCUUCAGCUUCAUCAGCAUCAUCGUUGGAGUCAAAAGUUUUGAAACCACAACAGAGAUUAAACGCCAUACAACAUAAUCUACAGACACAGCCGCAACAAACGAAAGCUACUGUGGCUGCCGCUGUUGUUCAACCUCAACCACAAACACAAGCACCUGCUGCUGUUAAGCCAGCUGCUGCACCAACACACAAACCAUUGCCAUCUGCAGCUUCAGCUGGCGCUUCAUUUAAUGCCAUCAUGGAUCAAUCAAAAUCGAAUGCGGCUUCUGGCAUACAAAAUCGUUUGAAAGUUUAUGUCAAACCAGAUUAUCCAGCACAGCCCAUAACCUACAAUCAUCAGUUCAGCAAUGCGCCCAAAAUCGAUUACAAUGCCUUCUCGCAUCAUCAGUUCAGCAAUCAACCACAAAAAAUGGAUGCCAUAGCUUCCAUUAUACAAUACUGUCGUGCCAAAAACUAUCCAGCACCCCGUUUCAAUGUACUAAAGGAUAAAUUUUCACGUGGCACCUAUUCGUGCAGUGUUCAUGUUAACGACAUCAUCUUCUCUACAUAUCCCCAUGAAUAUGAGACUGAAUAUUUGGCCAAAGAGGCGUGUGCCAAAAGAGCCAUGGAAAAGACUAAAAUGCUAGAGAAGAAACGUCCUCUGCCCACAUGUUCGCUAACAGACACUGAACUUUUGGAUAAACUGUACACGGAACUAUUGAAUCAUCCUCAUGGUAUAUUUGCCAAAAAUUUACCCGAAACAUUUGAGUCAACCUUCCAGCUACAGUUGCCCGAUAAUUGGUGGGCCUUGGUGCAGACCUCCAGUUUGUUUACCACCGAAACGAAUUUGGGAAAAGUGAUUAUAUUUGCCAACAAGGAUGCUGAUAAGGAUACGUUGGCUUUGUGUACGGGCGAGGCCACCAAGACCAUACAAAUCGAUCCCAUACGUUUGCCCUGGUCGGAUGAGUAUUGGGAUGUUUUUAUAACACACUGCACCUCCACUGUAGAGGUUUGGGGUCGCCUGUUUGGUCAGGAUUAUAAUGUACGCUUUGGUGCUUUGGUAAAUGAUAUUGAGGCCUAUAUGGCCACCAAAAAGGAACGACCCGUGUCCAUAGCUCGCAAUAAUAUCUAUCUUGUACACAUUAACGAAUGCUGGCAUCGUGUGAGAGUAGAAGAACUGGAUAAAUCAAAGGGUAGUGCUUUGUGUUUCUUUAUUGAUUUCGGUGAUGCCGACUGGUUGGCUGUCGAUCAAUUGCACAUCUGCGAAACCCAUUUCCUAAGACUGCCGGCACAAGCUGUGCCCUUUUCUCUGUAUGGCCUAGAAGAUUUCGAGGGAAAUCCUUAUGCCCGCAAGUGUUUGGAUGAUUUAUUGCCCACCAAAUCAUUGGUGGGUCGUAUAUUCACCAAAGAAAACGAAUUCUAUGAUACCAACUCGAAGAGUCAUGGCAAAAUACAAUUGGUAUUAUUCGAUACCUCUACACAAGAGGAUCUCAAUCUCAAUCAUCAGCUGUUGAAUACCAUAUGCAGUGAGACAAUGGUACCGGAAAUUAAACAAAGUACCGUAACCAAUGUCAUUGUCACUCAUAUUAACGACAAGGGUGAUAUUUAUUUGCAAGUAAAUAGUGCUGAGUUGAAAUAUGUGCAGAAACUUUUGCAACAAAUAGUUGAGUCGAAAUUCAAUAGCGAUCAACAUAAAAUCUCAUUUGAGGAUUUGAAACGUUCCAAUCUAUUUUUAAUUUGUGAUGAUGAUGAUAGCACUGACAUCAAAUGGUAUCGUGCUGCCUUGGCCGACUCAAAUGUCCAACCAGACAGCGAUAGCUAUGAAAUGUAUUGUGUGGACAAUGGUCGUACCAAAUCUACCAGUAUUUCGAAAAUAUUUUUAUUGGAAAGUUUAAGCAUGGCCUUGAGCAAGUUUCCGGCUCAGGCCAUUAAAGUGAGACUGCAUAAUAUACCCGAUAUUACGGCCAAUAUUGUGGGACGUAUACGUGGUCUAUUGCCCAGUGACUGUGAAGCUUUAGUAAGACUGUCUGUAACCGGUUCACUUCCUCCUCUCGUAACAAUUUAUACUCGUUUGGAAGGACCUGGUACUUUAUGUACUAUUAAUGAUGUGAUACGUAUAGAACAUGAAUUAGAAGAAUGUUCUGAUUUACUACAAGGUUGUACUAUAGAUGAUACAAAUUCAUCCACUAAAUCUGCCCAAGAUAUUAGCAAGAAACUAGCCCAUAGCACCAGUGGCUCUUCACUAGCCUCACCCACAACACCUACUUCGAAUCCCUUCAUCGAUGUAACCCGAGGCCUUACACUUACCAAAGUGCCAGGCUCACCACAGAAAUCAUCUGAUCUCCCUAAGUUGCAAAACUAUGCAGACAUACCAAAUAUACAUGAUUACUUUGAAGUGCGCAUAACAAUGUCGGCUAAUCCUUCGAACUUUACGAUACAACCCUAUAAAGACUAUCCCAAUUUGCGUGCUUUAAUGAAAGAAUUACAAGAAUUUUGUGAGAAUAGUGAUGAGUUUAUACCCACUGAUAUGGUGGAAAUUGGCGAGGCUUAUGCUGCCAAAAAUCCUGAUGGUUUCUUUCAUAGAGUGACGGUUGUUAAAAAGUAUGGCGAUAUGCUGCAUGUUUUAUUUUGCGAUUUCGGUGAUAUAGUCACAUUAGAUAGCAGUCAAUUGAAGACAUUGCCUUUGAAAUUCCGUCAAUUACCCAAAAUGGCCAUACAAGCCAAGCUUUAUGGUAUUAAAGCUGUUAAUGGUGACUGGACCCUGGAUGAUUGUUUAUUCUUCCGUAAAUUAACUAUGGGUAAAACCUUUGUAUCUGUUAUUAAAGAUAUAAAAUACGAUAAGGAUUGUACACCAAACACCCCAAUACUCGAAUUGGAAUUGAUUGAUGUUACUACGGAUGAAGAUAUUUUGAUACAUGAACUUUUACUCAAUGAGAAACGUGCUAUUAACGAAGAGUAAGCAGGGAAAGUAAGACUUUUGAAAAAAUCUCUCCCCCCUAUAAAAAAAAACGUUGCGUUUAAUUACAAAAAAGUGGGUAAUGUAAUGUAAUCAAUCAAUCGUUUCAUAAUUCUUUUUUAUUAAUUGUUUUUUACGUGUUGAUCACGUAAGUUUAUUAUUAUUAUUAUUAUUUUUUAUAAAUUAUUUAUAUUACACAAAACGAAUUACAUCUAAAACAUAUAAUUUUCAUUAUAUAUUAAACGAGAUUUUUACUUUUACUUUAAUUUUCUCAUUCACAUUCCGCGAACUUGUUUAGUUUAAAUAAAAAAAAAGUUACUUAUUUCCUUAAAUCCUCAUCCAUUUAACACGAACGACAUUUAAGCAUUUUUCAAAGAUUAUCAUUAUCAGUUUUUUUAUUUUGUUUAAAGACUUUUCUGCUCCUCAUUUUACUUUAAGUUAAGUUUCUUCUCCCUUUGUUAUAAACUAAAACCUCGUUUUAGUUAGUUUUUUUUUAUUAUUACUUCUUUAUUUUUAUUUAUAAUUAUAUCGAGAAAAAAACAAAUGAUUUCAAAAAAAAAGCAACAUAAAAAAUGUUAAUUUACUAACACAAUUAUUAUCUUCAUCAUCUAUAUAAAUAUGCGUGUAUAUUUAUUUGAAUGCAAACAAUUUUUUCAAAAUGAGAAUUAUAGACAUGAAUAGAAUAUUAAUUACACAAACAACUCUAUAUAUAUAACAAUAAAAACCACUUAUAAAUAUGCGAAAAUUAAAACAAAAAAAAAAAAUGAUAUAAAAAAUA
Calliphora vicina (urban bluebottle blowfly) is the source of this 4862-nucleotide messenger RNA. RefSeq names its product tapas (gene tapas). Gene Ontology annotation, cellular component: P granule. The coding region runs from base 287 to 4087 and encodes 1266 amino acids. Gene Ontology annotation, biological process: spermatogenesis; P granule organization; piRNA processing. The transcript is spliced from 10 exons. NCBI's taxonomy places the organism in Eukaryota, Metazoa, Arthropoda, Insecta, Diptera, Calliphoridae. The record is from RefSeq and is a predicted model, not a curated record.